GAUCUAAAUCAGACGGAUGAAACAUACCUUCUUCCUCAAGGGGCCCCGUUUUAAGAACCCUCUCCCUCGGAGUUCCACCUUCAAAACCUCCGUUCGGAACGACUAGGGUUUUGCCCACGCCCAAACGCAUCAGUGGAUCGUUCUUCGAUCGGGGGAGGAGGUAGAGAGAUCCCAAAUCGAGGUAAGGGCAUAAACCCUGCUCUAUUUAUGAUUUGAUCUGAAGAAAAGCUACACAUGGACGGUGAUUUUUGUUGAGGUUUCCGAGCCUUCCGCUCUGCUUGAAACCUGGGAAUAGUCAUGCUCUCUUUCACUAACCGAUUAGUUCGAAGUGCGAGUUCCUCCCAAAUGCUCACCGAAUUGAGUAGCUCGCUCAUUUCUACGAGAAUUUUUGGUUUUCGGAGGGACUCGUAUUGCCAUUUGCCACAAAAAAGGUUUCUUUGUAUCGAUUUGGUUCCCCCAGCCAUAUUUUCCGGAAGAUUGAGGAACUACUCAUCAUUAGGCUUUAGAACAGGAUGGUUUUCUCAUAGUAAUUUGUAUACCGAUGUUGCAAACCUCACUUUUGCUCGUAAAUUGCUCGAUCAUCAGCAUCAGCAGUACCGAUUCUUCUCCGGCACUCGAUCGGUGUAUUCUGAUUACUAUGCGGUAAUGGAUUCAAGACCAUCUCAGGAUGGCCCCUUGGCCUUACGGAUUUCUCGGGCCGGUAGAUCAGACGCGCAGAAUGCUCUUUUUGAGUACCUUCAUGGUACUCGAAGCUUACAUUUCACUGAUGCAGAGCACAUGAGCAAGAACUGCCCUGUCUUUCUUCAGAAUCUUCUUUCUCGGUUUGAAAACGAGCACGAUAAAGGCCGGUCUCUCACUAAGUUUCUUCGCUACAACCCCAUUAAUGAGUUCGAGCCAUUCUUCGAGAGCUUGGGCUUGAAACCCUCGGAAUUUUAUUCUCUCCUUCCGAGAAAUCUGAUGUAUCUUAGUGAUGAUGAUAUUCUGCUUGAGAAUUACCACGUGCUUUGUAAUUACGGGGUUCCUCGCAGUAAAAUUGGGAAGAUGUAUAAGGAGGGAACCAAAAUGUUUAGAUAUGGCUACGGCGUCUUGUCUUCGAAGCUUCAAGCUUUUGAGAAUCUUGGCCUAACCAAGCCCACCAUUAUCAAAUUGAUCACUUGUUGCCCUUCACUUUUAGUUGGGGAUAUAGAUGUGGAAUUUCUUCAGGUUCUCAACAAGUUGAAGAGUAUAGGGGUUGAGCUGGAUUGGAUCAGAGGAUGUUUCUCUGACAAAAGCAUGUACAGCUGGAAUAGAAUACUUGAGAUGCUGAAUUUCCUCGAUGGAAUGGGCUGUGACAAGAGGGAUUUGGCCAGUCUAAUUAAGAAAUACCCAAAAUUUAUUUUCGAUGAUUCAGGGAAAAAGAUAUAUAUUCUUGUCGCCAUGUUGUUAAAACUAGGGCUCAAGAUGAACGGCAUAUUAACUUUGUUCUUGCAGUAUCCUCGCAUUUUACUGGGAAAUUUCACAAAGAAUUUGUGGCAGUCUGUGCACUUCCUAGCUGAGAUAGGAAUGGAAGCAGAAGAUAUUGCAAAUAUGCUUUGUUCUCAUCCUCAAGUUUUGGGUUCUUGUUCCUGUAAAAGACCAGAUGUUGUAUUAAAAACCUUAAAUAUGCCUGCUAAAAAGUUGUGUGGCAUCAUCAAGAAGGAUCCAAGCCAGUUUAAUACUUUAGUCUCAAGAAAAAAGAGCAAUGUAGUGAACUUACCAAAGGUCGAUGGCAUAUUUCUUCAAGAGAAGACCGACUUCUUGUUACAGCUAGGGUUUGUCGAGAAUUCUGAUGAGAUGGCAAAAGCACUAUCCAAGUUCCGAGGCAGAGGGGACCAACUGCAGGAAAGAUUUGACUGUGUGGUGAAUGCCGGAUUAGACUACCACACGGUUUCUGAAAUGAUCAAAGCAGUACCUCCAAUACUUAACCAAUCUACCGACGUGAUCGAGAAGAAGAUUGACUAUCUAUUGAACGAGUUGGGUUAUUCUCUAGAAUCGCUCGCUGCUUUCCCGACAUUUUUGUGCUAUAAUAUGGAGAAAAUAAGCCGUAGGUUUUCAAUGUAUAAAUGGCUUACUGAGCAAGGGAUAGUGAUACCAACCAAGAAUAGAAAGAUGGUGCAGAACCGAGCAGCCUUGAGUACUAUUCUUGCAUGCUCAGAUGCACGAUUCGAGAAAUAUGUUGUUAAUCUUCAUCCUGAAGGACCCAAAAAAUGGAAAAGGUUAAAGAGGUCAAUAUCUUCGCAGUAAAAGAAAAUUCCUCUUCCCAAGAGAAAUGCACCAAUAUUCAAAAAGUCAGUGCUGCAAUAAAAAAACACUAGCUGUGGCCGCAUGAACUUCCUGCGAAUUUCUACAAGGAAGAGAGCUUUUGCUUCGUGGAUCUUACCCCAAAGCAAUGAGGGGCAUCAGAUGUGCUUCUAACUUUUGUUCGGUACGCAUAUUUUGAAGACAACUACGGUUCUUCUCAUGAUUUAUAAUGUAGGAAAUUUUUAAUGACGGCAAGGUAAGCAAGUGCCCAAAAUUUUUGUGUAGAUUUAAGCAGCCUUAUAUGGUAGAAGGUUCUUUUCAAAAAUCUUCUUAUCAUCUAUUUGUCUACUAGUGAUGCGUCAAAGCAGUUCCAGUAUAUCUAAUUAAUAUGUCGUAAGAAGUUGCAAAAGGUCAGUUCUUGUGCCCUCUUUUUUUUUCUUUUUUCUUUUUCCUUUGUUUUUUUUUUUUUUUUUGAAGAUUGCUAUGAUUUACCGUUCGUAAGUCUUUCUUAAAGAGGUGACUUGUUUUAACAUUCGAGAGUACUUGUAAAGUUCUCUGUUUCUACACUAAGUGCGUCAAAGAAAAAGUAACACAGAAAAAAAAGAAGGGGAUUCAGGAAGUUUCAUUUGUUUGCAUAUGAGAUUGUCAACUACUACUAGCAGUUGGUUGCCAGGGGAAUUGUAAUUAAACUGCAAUAUGUUAUGCCAAAUGAAUGCAUUUGUGUAACGAAACAGUCGUCAGUGUUUUAAUGUAUUUUUCUUUUUGUA
Molecule: messenger RNA, 3026 nt
Organism: Ananas comosus (pineapple)
Lineage: Eukaryota; Viridiplantae; Streptophyta; Magnoliopsida; Poales; Bromeliaceae
Product: transcription termination factor MTEF18, mitochondrial-like
Exons: 1
Coding region: 298-2262 (654 amino acids)
Biological process (GO): regulation of DNA-templated transcription
Molecular function (GO): double-stranded DNA binding
Source: RefSeq, a predicted model, not a curated record